Messenger RNA from Aphidius gifuensis, 578 nucleotides. RefSeq names its product U6 snRNA-associated Sm-like protein LSm4. Bases 43 to 501 code for a protein of 152 amino acids. The transcript has 4 exons. The record is from RefSeq and is a predicted model, not a curated record. Gene Ontology annotation, cellular component: U6 snRNP; spliceosomal tri-snRNP complex; P-body. Gene Ontology annotation, molecular function: U6 snRNA binding. NCBI's taxonomy places the organism in Eukaryota, Metazoa, Arthropoda, Insecta, Hymenoptera, Braconidae. Gene Ontology annotation, biological process: nuclear-transcribed mRNA catabolic process; mRNA splicing, via spliceosome; spliceosomal snRNP assembly.
UAGUUUUAUUGAUAAAAUUAUUUGAAAACAUCUAAAACAAACAUGUUACCAUUAUCAUUACUGAGAACAGCACAAAAUCAUCCAAUGCUGGUUGAAUUAAAAAAUGGUGAAACAUACAAUGGUCAUUUGGUCAGUUGUGACAACUGGAUGAAUAUUAAUCUGAGAGAGGUCAUCUGUACAUCCAGGGAUGGUGAUAAAUUUUGGAGAAUGCCUGAAUGUUACAUUCGAGGAAGUACAAUAAAAUAUUUACGUAUUCCUGAUGAAGUCAUUGAUAUGGUAAAAGAAGAUGUUCAAAUGAAAUCACGAGGUCGUGGUGAAAUGAAAGGCAGAGGUGGACAAAAUCAAAGAGGUGGUCGUGGAGGUGGACGAGGAACAUUUGGUGGACGUGGUGGUCCUGGAGGUGGAGGUGGUGGUAACAGAGAUGGUAAUCGAGGUCCACCAGGUCAAAUGGGAAGAAAUAAUCAAGGCAACAAACCCAUGAACAAAUCUCGACCAAAAUGAUAAACAUUCUCUGUAUUUUUUUUUUUUUCUAAUUAUUUAAAAAAAAUAAUUUAUCAAUUAAUUCAUCAGAUACUCAA